Plectropomus leopardus (leopard coralgrouper) is the source of this 1185-nucleotide messenger RNA. RefSeq names its product P43 5S RNA-binding protein (gene 42sp43). Gene Ontology annotation, cellular component: nucleus. NCBI's taxonomy places the organism in Eukaryota, Metazoa, Chordata, Actinopteri, Perciformes, Serranidae. The record is from RefSeq and is a predicted model, not a curated record.
UUCUAUAUCAAAUUUCUUUGAGUGUUCAGACAUUGAGGAAAAUGAACGGUGUGCGCAGCGAGAGACCUGCCGGCGCUCCGCCGCUGCAGCUGUUCAACUGCGCCCACGCGGACUGUGGAGCGACUUUCACCAGACAGUGGAGACUGAGGGAGCACGAGACGGUGCACACCGGGGCGCGCCCGUGUGUCUGCACAGUUGAUGGCUGUGGUCGUUGUUUCUCGAGAAAAUCUCACCUGAGCCGACACAUGCUUCAGCACGGAGGGGUGAAGCAAUUCCAAUGCAAAUUUGCGAGCUGCAAGCAGAGUUUCAUCCAUGCAGGCAAGCUGAAAAGACACGUGCGCUACGCCCACGGAGACAAAACCAAAUAUUUCAAGUGUGACCAGCCAAACUGCUUCUUGACCUUCAAAAAACGCAGACUGUUCAAACUGCACUUAAAGGAGCACGGAGCACCUGCCAAGUUCAAGUGUACAAAGGAUGGAUGUGCCUCCAUGUUUGACUCCCAUAUUGCACGCAAAGCCCAUGAGAAGAAGCAUGCAGGUUACCGCUGCCCUCAUCCUAACUGCCAGGUAUUUGAACGCACCUGGGGGAAACUUCAGAAGCACAAGGCCAAACAUCCAGCAAUGUUCACAUGCCAAGCGUGUAAGAAGGUGUUUAAGAAACUGGAUGCUCUGCGGAGGCACAAACGGAUCCACGCUUCCCAUAAGCCCGUGUUGGUUUGUCCCAGGGAUGACUGCCAGGCCUACUUCUCCACAACCUUUAACCUGCAGCACCACAUCCGCAAGGUGCACCUUGAGCUUCUCAAAUACAGAUGCUCCUUCCCUGACUGUACACGCACGUUUGCUAUGCGGGAGAGUAUGACCAGACACCUGCUUCGCCAUGACACAAGCGCCAGCACUCUGAAGAAACGUCAGCGGCCCAAGAAAUCCUGGCAGAAGCGUUUGGAUGGACAUCAUCUGCCCCUUGUGGAGGAAAACUUGCGUGCCCUCUUCGCUCUGCGCAUGCGCCUCUCCCACCGUGCCAAAGUGGAAACCAACCUCUCAGGCCUCUUCAAUGAACGCAAGAUCCCUCAUUAUGUUGACCCAGAAGUCAACCUGCGCAAUCUGUUUGGUAUCAAAAAGCCUUGUCCUUUGGAGGAGAAGCCUGAGGUCGCACCGCUAAAAGGUUGAAUAAAAUCUAUCCAGACUA